AUGUCCUCAGAGGCGCCGUCAUUUCUCAUCAUUGGCGCAGGCGUGUUUGGCGUGUCGACUGCUUACCACCUGAUCAAGAAGUAUCCCAAUGCCUCGGUGACGCUCGUGGACCGGGAUGCGUACGACGCAGAAAGCCGCGUUGCCGCAUCGUGGGACUGGAACAAGGCUGUUCGUGCCGACUACGAUGACAUUGUGUACUGCCAGCUAGCGCUGGAGGCACAGGAUGUCUUCAAGUCCGAUCCGCUCUGGAAACCCUACUUCCACGAGACGGGGGUAUACUGGAUCUGUCGCAGCGACUAUGCUCAAGACGUUAUCAACAACUACAAAAAACUGGGAAGGACGGCUGAUCUGGCCGCCUACCCCAUCGAAGAGGCUCGAAAGAUGUACGGGGGCCUAUUCGAGGAUGCUGAUUACUCGGGUGCCAAAGAGGUGCUCAUCAACAAGACCAGUGGCUGGGCAGCAGCUGGGGACUGUCUACGCGCGGUAACUCGCAAGGCAAUCGAGCUGGGCGUCAAGUACGUCGCUGCGGAGGUUUCAGCCCUCCAAGUUGACAAAAAUCGCCACUGCUCCGGCAUCAAGACCGCGGCAGGAACCAUACUGGAAGCAUCUCACGUCAUUCUGUGCACUGGCGCAUACACGCCCAAGCUCUUAGAGUUCAGCGCUGCAACCAGCGGCUUUGCCGAGCUUCGUGCUGGGCCAAGGAUUGUCGCGGGAGGCAUCACGACUGGAAUGUGGAAAGUUGACGAUGAGUCGUACGAGAGGUUCGCAUCCAUGCCCGUCGGUUUCCAGGGCUACAACGCGGAAUCAGGCGCCUUUAUCGGGAGCUUGCCGCCCACCAAAGAUAGAGAAAUGAAGUGGUGGGGUCAGACAAUCUUCAAGAACACUCGAGAGGUCUUGCCAGGCAGGUUCAUUUCAGCGCCCCCCAAUGAGCGAGACUAUGCUCAGUGGAAGGUCUCUGGAAAGCUCAAAGAGGACAUUCAAUAUGCAAGCAAUGUCUUUUACGGCAAGAAGAGCGCACACUGGACGCACGAAAAGCAUCGAAUCUGCUGGCAAGCGAAAGAAGACCCGCUGUCCCGGCGAGAAGCCGGCCUGUUCAAGCUGUCUUCGGUUGAGACAGUCCUGCUCGUAUCCCGCUGCCACGAGGCCGCCGCAUGGCGACCGAUCGGUACGCCAAUGAUCCUACUUGACGAUCUGAGCACCCUCGCUGACGAUCUACAGGAGGAGAGGCUCGCGCACUUGGAAGAGAAGCUGGAUAUCCUUCUCAGUGGCAGCUUGGCGAGCCAUGCCACACGACAACAAGAACACGCAUUCGAAGAUGUCGCCGAGCCGUCGGAAAAGUCAUACUCGGCCACGCCGCCGGGCCCCGAGCUGAACAAACCCCCGGGCCAUGCUCGCCUCCCCUCCGUGAUGCCUGAGUCGGACGAGUCAAGUCUGCGGCCCAGUCCGUCGGACAUUGCCGUCGGCAUUGGUCUCUACUUCAAGUACUGCCACAGGCAACCGAUAUGGUGCUUCUCGCGUGAAGAUGUCAGCGACUACGGCACCCUCCCCGGAGAGCUUGCCUGCAGUAUUAUGGUGCUGACCUCCCGCUUCUCAGAAAAACGGGACCAGCUGCAGCUCUACAGCGAUAGCGCGAAGCAUCUGGUCAUGCUUCGCCUUGCAAGUGGCACGGUGGACCUGACCACCAUUGAGAGCUUGUGCCUGCUUUCUUACUCGUCUUUCAUAGACGGAAACUUUCACCUUGGCCAGUUCCAUCUCGGCCUCGCAUUUCAGCUCUGCCGGACAGCCAUGCUGGACUUGGAGUCGGUAUAUGCCGUCGACGACCCGAACACGGAAAGGAAGAAGAGACUUUUCUGGAGCCUGCAGCUGCUGGAACAGUUUUAUGGGCGUCAGAACGGGCUCUUGAGCGUACCCACGGACAUAUGGCGACCGUACCAUUCCCAAUCGCAUAGCGGAGACCGAGGCGAUCUCGACCCCAAGGCGCCGCCCUUGCCGCGAGAUGAGCUUGGGUGCGCCGACCCCGACGAGCCCGGGAUCUGGAACACGAGCGUCCAUCUGGCGUGGGUCUGGAGCCAGGUGCGCAAGUAUGUUUCCAAUUGCGCACACAACAUCCUCAAGGAACCCUGGCGACACGACUCCAUGUACGCCAAGGUGCUGUCCGACUUCAUGGAGAUUGAGAACAGGAUCCCCAUAUGCCACCGCUACGACUCCGCCAAGUUCUACAAGCGCAAGAUAGAGGAGCUGAAAGUCAAUCGCGAUUACUGGGCGCCGUGGCUAAAGGAGCAAUUCACCUAUCAUGCCAUCCACACAGUCUUGAACCACCCAUUCCUUUACAUUGUCGGCGCACAGCACAACCCUAAUUUGGCCAUCCCGAAUACGUUUUGGCGAAGAUCCUCGGAGCUGGCCCUCCUCCAUGCCACCUGGAUCGCGCGCAUGAUCGACAUGGCUGUAGAUAAGCAGGUUCCGCUGGCGGACCCGUUCUUCGGCCACGCAGCCGCCAUCGCCGCCACGGUGCAUCUGUACUACUGUUGCGCGGCCGCCCCCAGGCUCAAGUACAAGUCCAAUACGGACUUUGUAAAGUGCAAGAGGUUUCUGAAGCGAUUUGUUAACUGUUCGGCCGCCUGCAAGGCACUGGAUCGCAAUCUCGACAAAAUGACCCGAAUGGCCGCGGGGCCAGAUAGCAUGGACAUGGAGGACUGGAUGCCCUCCAAGAUCUAUCUCAGCGUGCCCCUCAUGUGGGAGAUUUUGCAGUUCAGCUUCACGGAUGACUCGCACGAAGCUUCGACUGCAGGUUUGCUGGACGCCUCCCUCACUCCACCCGUCACGGGCGACGACAUGAGCGAGAGCCCAACUCUGGAAAUUAUUGUAGCGACUUCACCAGAAAUCAGCAUUAAUACGGCCGACGGCGGACAAGAGGCGCCGACAAUGUCCUUCAAGGCCUCUUCGCAUUCGGCUCGCGAUUCGCCUUGGAGCACGUACCGCGACGAGGACAGCCUAGCCUUUCACUUCACUCCGUGGCUAUACGCCGAUUCUUCUCAGUUCAUUAGCAUGGGGGACAUGGGAUACUAUGACACGCAGCCCGCCAUGGGCGAGUCUCGGGGCAUGGCGUGGUGGGAGGGCGACAACUUCAGCAACAUUAUGUUCAACCACUUUUAG
This is a messenger RNA of Purpureocillium lilacinum, 3153 nucleotides long. NCBI's taxonomy places the organism in Eukaryota, Fungi, Ascomycota, Sordariomycetes, Hypocreales, Ophiocordycipitaceae. The record is from RefSeq and is a predicted model, not a curated record.